AUGUUGUCCCGAUCUCUCUGUUCGGUCAGAUUUGUAUCCAGAAGAGUUCCAUCGUUACUUCUGGUGUCCAGAAAUAGUUAUGUUGGCUUUAGAGGUUAUUCUACGGGGUUGAACAAAGGGGCAGAGCCAACGAAGGUCUCAAAACCAGCAAAGCCAACCAAAUCUACGCCCGCCUCGACUUCAAAACUAAUCACAACUACCGCAACCUCCCCCAAACUCACUUUGGGUCAGAAAGUCUCAAGGGAAGUGAAGCACUACUGGCACGGUACCAAAUUGUUGGGCUACGAGAUCAAGCUAUCCACUAGAUUACUCAUUAAAAUGCUUUCUGGUUACGAGUUGUCACGUAGGGAGACCAAACAGUUGACGACGACUACGGCUGAUAUUCUUCGGUUGAUUCCGUUCUCGGUGUUUGUUCUCGUUCCAUUUGCGGAAUUACUAUUACCGGUGGCUUUGAAGAUCUUCCCUAAUCUUCUACCUUCAACGUAUGAAAGCGAGGCGGAAAAAAAGAAGAAGGUGAAGGUGUUGGGUCAGACAAGGAAGAAGGCCAGCACUUUUAUCAGGAAAACGGUCCAAGAGUCAGGUUUGCAGAUUCCUAAGGUUGAUGACGAUAAGAAGAAGCUAUUUACGGAGUUCUUCCAGACUCUAAAUAAAGGUUUGAAGCCAUCGCACGAGCACUUGAUUCAGAUCGCUCGUUGUUUCAAGAACGAUCAGGUUUUGGAUAACUUAUCUAGACCUCAAUUGAUGGCUAUGGCCAAGUAUAUGGGGCUUACUCCGUACGGAACAGAUGAACUUCUUCGGUAUCAAAUUCGGAAUAAGUUGGUGAGGAUCAUUAAAGACGAUAGGGCCAUUGAUUAUGAAGGUGUUGAUAGUUUGACUAUUCCCGAGUUAAAGACAGCCUGUAGUUCUAGAGGUAUUAGGACAUCAGAUGCUUCUCCUGCCAGAUUAAGAGACGAUCUUAAUACUUGGUUGGAUCUUAGAUUGAGGAGAAAGAUUCCUAGUGCUCUCCUAAUCUUAUCGUCAACUUUCACUUACGGAGAACAUGCCAAUGAUAUGGAAAGCUAUUACGAUGCGUUACUUUCAGUUCUAUCAUCAAUUCCUGACGAGUUGUACAACAUGACCAAGUUAGAGAUGUUCCAGGAUGAUGACAAGUUGAAAUUGAAUAUCUUGAAGGAACAGGAUAUGUUGAUACAGGAAGAAAACGAGCAAAGUAAGGGCAUUGUGAAGAAUGUUAAGGAUGAUUUGAAUGUGGAUGAUAUAGAGAAUGAGCACGAGGGAUCGAGUGAACAGAGUGAACAGAGACCUCAAAAAUAA
Molecule: messenger RNA, 1311 nt
Organism: Brettanomyces nanus
Lineage: Eukaryota; Fungi; Ascomycota; Pichiomycetes; Pichiales; Pichiaceae
Exons: 1
Coding region: 1-1311 (436 amino acids)
Biological process (GO): intracellular monoatomic cation homeostasis
Cellular component (GO): mitochondrial inner membrane
Molecular function (GO): ribosome binding
Source: RefSeq, a predicted model, not a curated record